CUCUUGUUGGUGUUUCAUGGGCAGCACAACUGGCCCUUUUUAUCUCUGUUGUAGAUCCUUGAAGGACAGCAAGGCCUAUGUGACCAUUCUCUAAAAUAUUUAAGCUCGAGAAUCACAGAGCGGAAGCUGCAAGGCUCCUGGCUGCCUGCCAGCCGAGGGAAUCUGGAGAAACCAUUCCUGGGGCCGCGUGGCCCCGUCGUGCCCUUGUUCUGCCCUCGGAAUGGCCUUCACUCGGCACAUCCUGAGAACAGCCCGCUGAAGCCCAGGGUCGUGACCGUGGUGAAGCUGGGUGGGCAGCGCCCCCGAAAGAUCACCCUGCUCCUCAACAGGCGAUCAGUGCAGACAUUCGAGCAGCUGUUAGCUGACAUCUCAGAAGCCCUGGGCUCUCCCAGAUGGAAGAAUGACCGUGUGAGGAAACUGUUUAACCUCAAGGGCAGGGAAAUCAGGAGCGUCUCUGAUUUCUUCAGGGAAGGGGAUGCUUUCAUAGCUAUGGGCAAAGAACCACUGACACUGAAGAGCAUUCAGGUGGCUGUAGAAGAAUUGUACCCCAACAAAGCCCGGGCCCUGACACUGGCCCAGCACAGCCGUAUCCCUUCUCCAAGGCUGAGGAGCAGGCUGUUUAGCAAGGCUCUGAAAGGAGACCACCGCUGUGGGGAGACCGAGACCCCCAAAAGCUGCAGCGAGGUUGCAGGAUGCAAGGCAGCCAUGAGGCACCAGGGGAAGAUCCCCGAAGAGCUUUCACUAGAUGACAGAGCAAGGACCCAGAAGAAGUGGGGGAGGGGGAAACGGGAGCCGGAACCCAGUAGCAAGCUGCCCAGGGAAGCCACUCUAGAAGAGAGGCACGCAAGGGGAGAGAAGCAUCUCGGGGUGGAGAUUGAAAAGACCUCGGGUGAAAUUAUCAGAUGUGAGAAGUGCAAGAGAGAGAGGGAGCUUCAGCAGAGCCUGGAGCGCGAGAGGCUUUCUCUGGGGACCAGUGAGCUGGAUAUGGGGAAGGGCCCAAUGUAUGAGGUGGAGAAGCUGGUGAGGACCAGAAGCUGCAGGAGGUCUCCCGAGGCAAAUCCUGCAGGUGGGGAGGAAGGGUGGAAGGGUGACAGCCACAGGAGCAGCACCAGGAAUCCCACUCAAGAGCUGAGGAGACCCAGCAAGAGCACGGACAAGAAAGAGGACAGAGGCCCAGAGGAUCAAGAAAGCCAUGCUCAGGGAGCAGCCAAGUCCAAGAAGGAACUUGCGGAAGUUCUUCCUGUCACAGAGGAAGGGCUGAGGGAGGUGAAGAAAGACACCAGGCCCAUGAGCAGGAGCAAGCAUGGUGGCUGGCUCCUGAGAGAGCAUCAGGCGGGCUUUGAGAAGCUCCCCAGGACCCGAGGAGAAGAGAAGGAGGCAGAGAAGGAGAAAAAGCCAUGUAUGUCUGGAGGCAGAAAGACAACUCUCAGAGAUGACCAACCUGCAAAGCUAGAAAAGGAGCCCAAGACGAGGCCAGAAGAGAACAAGCCAGAGCGGCCCAGCGGUCGGAAGCCGCGACCCAUGGGCAUCAUUGCCGCCAAUGUGGAGAAGCAUUAUGAAACUGGCCGCGUCAUUGGGGACGGGAACUUUGCUGUCGUGAAGGAGUGCAGGCACCGCGAGACCAGGCAGGCCUAUGCGAUGAAGAUCAUUGACAAGUCCAGACUCAAGGGCAAGGAGGACAUGGUGGACAGUGAGAUCUUGAUCAUCCAGAGCCUCUCUCACCCCAACAUCGUGAAAUUGCAUGAAGUCUAUGAAACAGACACGGAAAUCUACCUGAUCCUGGAGUACGUGCAGGGAGGAGACCUUUUUGACGCCAUCAUAGAAAGUGUGAAGUUCCCGGAGCCUGAUGCGGCCCUCAUGAUCAUGGACUUAUGCAAGGCCCUCGUCCACAUGCACGACAAGAGCAUUGUCCACCGGGACCUCAAGCCGGAAAACCUUUUGGUUCAACGAAAUGAGGACAAAUCUACUACCUUGAAAUUGGCUGAUUUUGGACUUGCAAAGCAUGUGGUGAGACCUAUAUUUACUGUGUGUGGGACCCCGACUUAUGUAGCUCCCGAAAUUCUUUCUGAGAAAGGUUAUGGACUGGAGGUGGACAUGUGGGCUGCCGGUGUGAUCCUCUAUAUCCUGCUGUGUGGCUUUCCGCCAUUCCGCAGCCCUGAGAGGGACCAGGACGAGCUCUUUAACAUCAUCCAGCUGGGCCACUUUGAGUUCCUCCCCCCUUACUGGGACAAUAUCUCUGAUGCUGCCAAAGAUCUGGUGAGCCGGUUGCUGGUGGUAGACCCCAAAAAGCGCUACACAGCUCAUCAGGUUCUUCAGCACCCCUGGAUUGAAACGGCUGGCAAGACCAAUACAGUGAAACGACAGAAGCAGGUGUCUCCCAGCAGUGAGGGUCACUUCCGGAGCCAGCACAAGAGGGUUGCGGAGCAGGUAUCGUAGUCACCGCCUCGGGAAUCUGUUCAGCCCCCAGUUCUGCUCAAGGACAGAAGAAAGGAUGGAAGUUUGAGAGAAAAACAAUGAAAGAGGCUUCUUCACAUAAUUGGCGAAUCAGAGGGAGAGACACUCAGUGCAUUUUAAAGCAUAUUAAAAAAAUUAAGUAAAUGUUAAAUGUCAACAUAUUUUUAGAUUUGUAUAUUUAAAGCCUUUAAUACAUUUUUGGGGGAUAAGCAUUGUCAUCAGUGAGGAAUUUUGGUAAUAAUGAUGUGUUUUGCUUCCUCUUUGUAACCAAGUUUAUUCUGUACUACAGGAGUGGUGCUUACCAGGGUCUAAACUCCCCCUGUGAGAUUAAUAAGGUGCAUUGUGGUCUUUCUGUGUUAAUAAAAUGUGCUCUGAAUAACAGAAGUGGGCCUGUAUUCCAAUUACUUCUUUGUGCUGGUGAUGACGGCCAGGGAAUGAAUGAUCUCCAGAGGCUGAUAUGACUACAUAUAGAUGUGAAGGACACUUGAUUAGUUGACAAGACCUGUUUAUUUAGGAUGUACUACUCUUGGUCUCUAGCAUUUCAGUCUUACCAAAAAUGAGUUUUGGUGCAGUCUGAGACAAGGAAAGAAAAAACCAAACUAUUGAAUCAUUCUUGCUCCUGCAAUACCAUUAUACUGCUUUUCAGCCCAAUUAUCCCUGAGCCUGAGUCAUUUCUAUGUAAAGUCAGGCACUUGGGCUGUGACUGUGUUAACAUUUUCAGAUCACGAGGGAGCCAUUUAGUACAUUAAUAUGUCAGAAAUGCAGUAAAUGGAUUACACAGGGACUUGAAGGAGCUCAGAGUUCAAGCACAUUCCUACCUGCAGGGCAUACACCCAGGACACAUUCCAGAUUUCUGUGCUGAAAUAUUAGUCUUUGCAGAUGACUCUGGGAGUAUGUGUGGGCUGACAGCAAAACAUAUCCUAAUAUUUCCCAAAUUUACCUUCCUAGAUUAUGAAUGACCUGGUCAGUAGGCCACAAAUCCAGUCAAGAGUGUGGCUUUCUCACUUCUACCUUCCCUAACAGUUUUGGAGCCAUCUGGGUGGAGGGGUGUAUUAGUUAGGAAAACAGGGACAGUACUAGAGAAUUCAACAUAAGGAAUUGCUUAAUCAGGUUUUGGAAAAUGGAAAAAGCACAAAAGAGGCUCUGGUAUAAUUUAGAGAUAGUAACUGCAGGAAGUGGCUCCCAUUCUUAGGUGGAGAACCAAGGGAAGAAGUUGGGGUUAUUAGAACCUAAGAGAUUGAAGGAGAAAUUCCUUGUAGUGGACACUGUAGUAUGCCACUUAGGUCCUCCAAGACUGAAGGGAAUAAGCUGCUUGGGGUGCUGCUGGAUGAUGGCCCUCAGCUUUCAACCCUGUACAGGAAUUACCCUCCACUGGAAGAGACACCUUUCAGCUCCCUCCUGAAGCAGGCCAUAUCAAAUGACUAGUCCAUGUAGGGUAUGGCGGCUCAGCUCCUUUGUCCCAAAUAGGGACAAUACUGAAGGGCCAUCCAACUACUGACCUGCUCAUGGGGGUUGGCUGAACUGUUGGCUGAGACUGCAUCACAGCCUACCUUUUCCCUUGCCCAAUCCUGCUUCUUUCCUUUCCCUUCCAGAGGUAAUGAUCCUGAGACCACUCCCUAAUAAGCCUUUUGGAUGCUAAUCUGGAUUUCAGAGUUGGCUUCUCAGGAAACCAAACCCUUGACACUCCCUAGAAACUUGAAACCACAUCAAAGAAGUACCAGCUGGUGCUUUAACCUCAGAAGCUUGGAGGAGGGGCCCUGUGGGGCUGGGACUCAGACCCCUGAGGAGAGGGUGCUGCCCAGCAGGCAGUGUAAUGGGACUCAUUCUGAAAACGUGAAGAGGCUGGAAGCUGGAUUCAGUUGCUACUAGAACAUUGUUUGAUAAAGACACCAGUAACCUUCAUUUCACUAAAUCCAAAAGAGAAUUUUCAAUCUUCAAAUAAGCAUCACUUGACCCUACUGACCACUCUCUCUUUGAGUAAUUUCUCCUGUUGACUACCAUGAUGUCACAUUUUUCUGUUUUUUUUUUUUUUUUCUCCUAUACCUUUGGAUCUCCUGUAUAGAUUCAGUCUUCCUCCAGUUGCUAAAAGCUGUAGUUCCAUCCUUAGUGGCUAGGGAAAUGCAAAUUAAAAUCACUAUGAAAUAUCACCAUACACCCAUUAGAAUAGCUAAAAUUAAGAGACUAAAAUGAAAAGACUGACCAUCCUAGCGAGGAUGCAGAGUGACUGGAAUUCCCACACCUUGCUACUGGGAGUAUAAAAUGAGACUUCUCCUUUGGAGAACGGUUUGGUAGUUCCUUUAAAAGUUAAACAUGUACCUACCAUAUGAAAUUGCACUUCUAGAUAUUUACGCAGGAGAAUUUCAAGCAUAUGUCCUAUGAAGACUUCACAAUAUUUAUAGGUGCUUUAUUUGUAGUAGCCCCAAAGUGGAAACAGCUUGAGUGUGCAUGAUUUGGUGCAUGGAUAAACAGAUUGUAUGGCCACACAAUGAAUAACAGCCACAAAAAAGGGAUGAACUAUUCAUACACGAACAACAUGGAUGGACCGCCAAAGAAUUAGGCUGAAUGAAAGAAGAAAAAAAAGACUACAUUUUGAUUAUUUCACUUACGUACUAUUCCAGAAAAUACAAGUGAAUCUACAGUGACAGAAAGUGAUCAGGGGUUUCCUGGAGAUGGAAAUGGGGAGAGCGGGGAGGAGGGAUUGCAAGGGAACACUUGGUAACUUUGGGGAUGAGGGACGUGUUCGUUUUCUUGAAUGUAAUAAUGGAUUUAUGGGGGUAUAUAUGUCAAAACGUACCAAAUUGUAUACUUUUGCUAUGUGCAGUUUAUUGUGUGUCAAUUAUACCUCAAUAAAGUUGUUAAAAAUAUA
Molecule: messenger RNA, 5320 nt
Organism: Macaca mulatta (Rhesus monkey)
Lineage: Eukaryota; Metazoa; Chordata; Mammalia; Primates; Cercopithecidae
Gene: DCLK3
Product: doublecortin like kinase 3
Biological process (GO): intracellular signal transduction; protein phosphorylation
Molecular function (GO): protein kinase activity; ATP binding
Source: RefSeq, a predicted model, not a curated record